This is a messenger RNA of Indicator indicator, 2259 nucleotides long. RefSeq names its product disintegrin and metalloproteinase domain-containing protein 32-like. Gene Ontology annotation, cellular component: plasma membrane. Gene Ontology annotation, molecular function: metalloendopeptidase activity. Bases 1 to 2259 code for a protein of 752 amino acids. Gene Ontology annotation, biological process: binding of sperm to zona pellucida; proteolysis; cell adhesion. Lineage: Eukaryota; Metazoa; Chordata; Aves; Piciformes; Indicatoridae. The transcript has 19 exons. The record is from RefSeq and is a predicted model, not a curated record.
AUGGAGCUGCACCAGGUGCUGCUGCUGUUGCUGCUCCUGCUGCUACGAGGGUCUGAGCUGGGCCUCCCCACAGUGCUGGGGGGCUGGGCUCAGCACCCCUUGGCUCUCUCUUCCCCUCCAGACUCUCCAGUGCUGGCCCAGCUCGUGGUCCCAGUGCAGCUGCUCACCAACACUACAGGAGCGUUGGACUCAGUGUCCUAUGUCCUCACCAUCAAGGGGAGGCCUUUCACCAUUCACCUCCAGCAGCAGGCCUUCUUGUCUGAUGACUUCAGGCUUUAUGUCUCUGAUGGGGAGGGGCCUUUGCACCCUGAGUCAGUUCAGAUCAAGGGAGACUGCCACUACCACGGCUACAUCCAGGGCUUCCCCAGCUCAGCAGUGACCCUCAGCACCUGCUCAGGGCUCAGGGGCCUACUGCAGUUUGAGAACAUCAGCUACGGGAUUGAGCCCCUGGGGUACUCUGCUGGCUUCAAGCACUUUGUGUAUCCAGUGAGUGACAAGGACACAGCAGGGGCCCUGCUGGCCAGCAGCCACCUCCAGAGAGUGGCAGUGGGCUUGGAGGUGCAGGAGAUGGCAUUCAAAGCUGGUGGAGAUAAACCUUUACCAGCUGCAGCUCAAUCCCCCAAAACCCUCAGAGUCUCCGUGGUUGUGGACAAGGCUUUGUACACCUACAUGGGGGCAAACACCAACACUGCUGCACAGAAGAUAAUCCAGGCCUUCAAUCUGAUCAACAGUAUGUUUCACCCUCUUAAUGUCACCAUUCUGCUGUCCUCCCUGGAGGUGUGGACACAGCAGAACAAGAUCUCCACAGCAGAGGAGGCUCCCACCCUGCAGACAAGCUUCACGCAGUGGAAGAGGCUGCACCGUGCUCAGUACAAGGCCCAAGAAGCCAUGAUGGGAGCAACGACACAGGGGGCAAUCUGUCAGAGAGAUGGUGCUGGAGCAGUGGCUGUGUACCAAAAGUUCAUGUCCCUGGAGUCCUUCUCUGUCCUUGUGACCCAGCUGCUGGCACACAGCCUGGGCAUGAAGUACGAUGAUGCCCGCAGGUGCCGGUGCCGCACCAACACCUGCAUCAUGAGCAGGAUGGCACUCUUCACAGGUGGGACUAAAGCCUUCAGCAACUGCAGCAUCAAGGACUUUGAGACCUUCCUGAGGCAGGAGAGGAGCAGGUGCCUGUUGCACAGAGGCAGAUGGAGAAGGCCUUCCUUAGGCAUGGCCAAAUGUGGCAACGGCAUGGUGGAGCCUGGCGAGCAGUGCGACUGCGGCGCUGGGGAGGCGUGCUCAAAGGAUAAAUGCUGCACUGCAACGUGUCGGUUCAAGCCAGGAGUGAAAUGUUCCUCUGGGCUGUGCUGCAGGGACUGCCAGUUCAUGAAGCAGAACUCUCCCUGCCGCCUGGCUGCCAACCCAGAGUGUGACCUGCCUGAGGUCUGCAGUGGCUCCUCUGCCUCCUGCCCCCCUGACCUCUACCUGCAGGAUGGGCACAGCUGUGGGGGUGGCACUGGCUACUGCUACAAGGGACACUGCCAGUCUCCAGAGCUUCAGUGCCAGCAGCUCUAUGGGAGAGAGUCCAGAAAUGCUCCCACGGCCUGUUACGAGGAGCUCAACAGCCAGAAGGACAGGUUUGGGCACUGUGGAUUCCACCCCAGGAGGGGUUACAAGUCCUGCAUUUGGAGGGAUCUCAGGUGUGGGAAGCUGGUCUGCACCUACCCCUCCAACCUCCCCUACCCCUCGGGGGCUGCUGCUGUGGUGUACGCCCGAGUGCAGCACCACCUGUGUGUCUCUCUGGAUUACCUGAACACAUCAGCACAGAGAGACCCUCUGCUGGUCCCACCAGGCACAAAGUGUGGUCCUGGAAAGCUGUGUAUCAACAGCACUUGUCAGCCACUGUCGGCCCUGGGGCAGGACUGUGCCAGCGCAGUGCAGUGCCACGGCCACGGCGUGUGCAACAAUAAGGGGCAGUGCCACUGCCAGCCUGGCUGGCAGCCCCCCAACUGCCAGCGGAGGGACUCCAGGCUGCGGGGCAGCGGCGGCGGCCAGGAGCAAAUGCUGAAGGACACCAAUGUGAUCUCAGCCCUGCUGGGCAUCUUCCUCCUCCUCACCGGUGCCAUAGCCUUCGGCCUCUACCGGUGGUGCAGGCAGAAGCCCCCAGGCAGAGAGGGGUCCUGCUCAGAGCAUCCUGCCAAGCCCCCAUCGGAUGGGGAGGACUCACUGGGCUGGGAUGGAGACUCCACCAAUGCCCUGGGCACCUGGGCCAGACUUUGA